CAUGGCGGGUCAAGAGGAUCCGGUGCAGCGGGAGAUUCACCAGGACUGGGCGAACCGAGAAUACAUUGAAGUCAUCACCAGCAGCAUCAAGAAAAUCGCGGACUUUCUCAAUUCAUUCGAUAUGUCUUGUCGUUCAAGACUUGCAACACUAAACGAGAAAUUGACAGCCCUUGAACGGAGAAUAGAGUACACUGAAGCACGGGUGACAAAAGAUGAGACCCUCACCUAG
This is a messenger RNA of Neogale vison (American mink), 229 nucleotides long. RefSeq names its product probable protein BRICK1. The transcript has a single exon. Lineage: Eukaryota; Metazoa; Chordata; Mammalia; Carnivora; Mustelidae. Gene Ontology annotation, molecular function: protein-containing complex binding. Gene Ontology annotation, cellular component: SCAR complex. The record is from RefSeq and is a predicted model, not a curated record. Bases 2 to 229 code for a protein of 75 amino acids. Gene Ontology annotation, biological process: regulation of actin polymerization or depolymerization; cell motility; actin filament organization.